Manis javanica (Malayan pangolin) is the source of this 3381-nucleotide messenger RNA. It is a transcript of the gene MORC3, whose product is annotated as MORC family CW-type zinc finger 3. NCBI's taxonomy places the organism in Eukaryota, Metazoa, Chordata, Mammalia, Pholidota, Manidae. The record is from RefSeq and is a predicted model, not a curated record. Gene Ontology annotation, molecular function: zinc ion binding; ATP hydrolysis activity. Gene Ontology annotation, cellular component: PML body; nucleus.
ACAGGGAUCGCACGCGCCGCUGCGCCGCACGCAUGCGCCCUCCCCUCGCAGAGCCCCGCACUCGGAGCCCAGCGCUAUCGCUCUCCCAGCCUCAACCACAAGGGUCCUGCACUUUCCCCACAUUUCGAUUCCGACUUUGCCUGAAGGCGGAAGUGAGUGGGCGGGAAGGCCUAGCGCCCCUCCCCGGAAGUGGGCGGGGACUCACCGGGCCCUACGUUCGUCCCCGCUGCCUCCCAGUCGGUUUGAGGCUGAGGCCGGUCCUGGCUUUGUAGCCUGCUCAAGAUGGCUGCGCAACCACCCACCGGGAUCCGACUCAGCGCGCUUUGCCCGAAGUUUUUACAUACAAAUUCUACUAGUCACACAUGGCCAUUCAGUGCAGUCGCUGAAUUAAUAGAUAAUGCGUACGAUCCUGAUGUGAAUGCUAAACAGAUAUGGAUUGACAAAACAGUGAUAAAUGACCAUAUAUGCUUGACAUUCACUGAUAAUGGGAAUGGUAUGACUUCAGAUAAACUACAUAAAAUGCUCAGCUUUGGCUUCAGUGACAAAGUCACCAUGAAUGGUCAUGUCCCAGUUGGAUUGUAUGGAAAUGGAUUCAAGUCAGGCUCUAUGCGUUUGGGUAAAGAUGCAAUAGUUUUUACCAAAAAUGGAGAAAGCAUGAGUGUGGGCUUCUUGUCUCAGACCUACUUGGAAGUCAUAAAAGCAGAACACGUUCUUGUCCCAAUAGUGGCAUUCAACAAACACCGACAGAUGAUUAAUUUAGCAGAAUCAAAAGCAAGUCUUGCUGCAAUUCUGGGACAUUCUCUGUUUUCAACGGAACAGAAAUUACUUGCAGAACUUGAUGCUGUUAUGGGUAAGAAGGGGACAAGGAUCAUCAUUUGGAAUCUUAGAAGCUAUAAAAAUGCAACUGAGUUUGAUUUUGAUAAGGAUAAAUAUGACAUCAGAAUUCCUGAAGAUCUAGAUGAGACAACUGGAAAGAAAGGGUACAGGAAGCAAGAAAGGAUGGACCAAAUUGCCCCUGAGAGUGACUAUUCCCUGAGGGCUUACUGCAGUAUAUUGUAUCUAAAGCCAAGAAUGCAGAUCAUCUUACGUGGACAGAAAGUAAAGACACAGCUAGUUUCGAAGAGUCUUGCUCUCAUUGAACGUGAUGUUUAUCGGCCCAAAUUUUUAACCAAAACGGUAAGAAUUACUUUUGGAUUCAACUGCAGAAAUAAAGAUCAUUAUGGAAUAAUGAUGUAUCACCGAAAUAGACUCAUCAAAGCUUAUGAAAAAGUAGGAUGUCAGUUAAGGGCAAACAACAUGGGAGUUGGAGUAGUAGGAAUUAUAGAGUGUAAUUUCCUAAAGCCAACUCAUAAUAAACAAGAUUUUGACUAUACUAAUGAAUACAGGCUCACAAUAGCAGCACUAGGAGAAAAGCUGAAUGAUUACUGGAAUGAAAUGAAAGUGAAGAAAAAUACAGACUAUUCUCCAAAUUUGCCAGUUGAAGAAAUACAGAAACGUCCUGAUCAGACAUGGGUUCAAUGUGAUUCCUGUCUAAAGUGGCGAAAAUUACCAGAUGGAAUAGAUCAACUUCCAGAAAAAUGGUAUUGCUCCAAUAACUCUGACCCACAGUUCAGAAAUUGUGAUGUUCCAGAAGAACCUGAAGAUGAGGAUUUGGUGCAUCCCACUUAUGAAAAAACCUACAAAAAGAAAGACAAGGAAAAAUUGAGGAUCAGACAACCGGAAAUGAUCCCUCGGAUUAAUGCUGAGCUAUUGUUUAGGACAACGACUGUGUCAAGUCAGAGCUUUUCUCCUGUGAAGGAAAGUGUUCCAAGAGGACACCUUUCAGAAGCAGCAAAUACUUACACAACAAGACUUACAAAUAAUCAUCGAGGUUCACCCCAUUCUGAACCUGAGAGCAACAGCCUCAAACGGAGACUUUCUACUCGUUCCUCAAUUUUGAAUGCAAAGAGCCGGAGGUUCAGCAAUCAAGCAUUUGAAAAUUCAUCUUACAAAAAUGUUGAUGAUGAAGAUGUCAUCAUCUUGGAAGAAAACAGCACCCCCAAGCCUGCAGGAGAUCAUGAUGUUGAAGUAAAAUUGGAGCAGAGUCACAUUGAGCAAAGUGGUGCUCAGGUUGAGCCUGUGGCUGAUAAUGAACCUUGUGGUCAGACUAGUUCAACAGGCAUCUCAUCCAGAUGUGAUCAGGGAGCUACCAUGGCUACCCAGACUGAAGUACCAAGUUUCAUUGUUAAAAAGGAAGAAACCAUUGAAGAUGAGAUAGAUGCAAGAAAUGAUACAGCAGUACUGCCAUCCUGUGUGGAAGCUGAAGGAAAGACACAUGAACCUCAGGAAACCUUUGAUAAAUCUGUGGCUGAUACUGGUUGCCAGUUAAGUGAACUGAGAAAUGAGUUGCUUCUAGUCGCUCAGGAAAAAGAAAAUUAUAAAAGACAGUGUCAUGUGUUUACCGACCAAAUCAAAGUGUUACAACAGAGGAUACUGGAAAUGAACAACAAAUAUGUGAAGAAAGAAACUUGCCAUCAGUCUACUGAAACUGAUGCUGUAUUUUUACUGGGAAGUGUUAAUGGCCAGUCUGAAAGUCCAGACCAUGUGGUGUACCAGUAUCGGCAAGCUUUGGAAGAAAUAGAAAGGCUGAAGAAACAAUGUAGUGCUUUGCAACAUGUAAAGGCUGAAUGCAGUCAGUGUUCCAAUAGUGAGAGUAAAAGUGAAAUGGAUGAAAUGGUGGUGCAGCUUGAUGAUGUAUUUAGACAGCUGGACAAAUGCAGUAUUGAGAGGGACCAGUAUAAAAGUGAGGUUGAAUUACUGGAAAUGGAAAAAUCACAAAUCCGUUCACAGUGUGAAGAACUGAAAAGUGAAAUCGAACAAUUAAAAUCUGCAAGUCAGAAGAUAGGAACAGAUGUUUCAACAUCAAGUAACAUUGAGGAGUCUGUAAAUUACACUGAUGAGGAAAGCCUCAAACUUCGAUCUCUUCGAGUUAACGUAGGACAACUGCUGGCCAUGAUUGUACCUGAUCUCAAUCUUCAGCAAGUGAAUUAUGACGUUGAUGUAGUUGAUGAAAUUUUAGGACAAGUUGUUGAACAAAUGAGUGAAAUCAGUAGUACUUAAAGUAUAUUUUAUAUGAGGUAAUAAGAUACUUGCUCAGUCCUUUGGUUGUAUAGCUUUCAAGUGUAAAAAUUUUGAUUUUAUAGAUGUGAUAGUUAACAGGCUGAAGAACCAUAAUCUUUACAGUAUUCUAUGCAUCAAGUGUGGCCACAGCAGUGUGGACACAUUAUCACACCUUUUACAAUGCCUAUGAAUCAUUGGUAUUGAACAGCUGGUAGCUAACUCAUGAGUCUGUUUUUGAAAUGUAAAUAUUUGUAAUUAAGUCUGCACAUAUUUUUUUAUUAC